Schistosoma curassoni is the source of this 210-nucleotide messenger RNA. The record is from the annotation of a GenBank genome assembly. Lineage: Eukaryota; Metazoa; Platyhelminthes; Trematoda; Strigeidida; Schistosomatidae.
AUGAUUUGUAAUAUUAUUGAUAAUAAUAAUAAUAAUAAUAAUAAUAAUAAUAAUAAUAAUAAUAAUAAUAAUAAUAAUAAUAAUGUUACUGUAUGUAACAUGUUAAAUAAAAGUAUGAUUUCAUUAUCGAAAAGACAACUUCAUUGGUAUGAUUCAAUUUUUAGAUUAAGUAACUUGUUGAAAUUACCUUGUGAAUUGGUGCGUAUUUAA